This is a messenger RNA of Neltuma alba, 1703 nucleotides long. RefSeq names its product zinc finger protein CONSTANS-LIKE 5. Gene Ontology annotation, molecular function: DNA-binding transcription factor activity; zinc ion binding; protein binding. Gene Ontology annotation, biological process: regulation of flower development. The record is from RefSeq and is a predicted model, not a curated record. The transcript is spliced from 2 exons. The coding region runs from base 110 to 1213 and encodes 367 amino acids. Gene Ontology annotation, cellular component: nucleus. Lineage: Eukaryota; Viridiplantae; Streptophyta; Magnoliopsida; Fabales; Fabaceae.
UCAAAAGGCCCCAAAAUCGUGGCAGGUUCUUCCCCCAUCUCCAAUUCGCUCCCAAUCAGCGAAUACUCUCAUCACUGCCGACGCAGAAGCUUCGAACUUGUUCUUUCAUAUGGGGAUUGAGAGAGGAGGCCUUAAGGGCUUACGUGGCGGGUGGAGCGUCGCUGCUAAGCCAUGCGAUUCCUGCAAAUCGGCGGCCUCCGCCGUGUUCUGCCGCGCCGAUUCCGCCUUCCUCUGCAUGGCCUGUGACACCAGAAUUCACUGCGGUAAUAAGCUCUCUUCCCGCCAUGCGCGUGUUUGGAUGUGCGAGGUUUGCGAGCAGGCCCCUGCUUCCGUCACGUGCAAGGCUGACGCCGCUGCUCUCUGCGUCACCUGCGAUUCCGACAUCCACUCCGCCAACCCCCUCGCUCGCCGCCACGAGCGUGUACCGGUGGAGCCCUUUUAUGACUCCGCUGAGGUGGUGGCGAAAUCCUCUGGCGCCGUUGCUGCUUUCAACUUCUUCGUCCCCAGCGAUAGUGGAAUUUGCUCCGAUGGGUUCCAAACCGACGAUCCCGAACCAGUUCCGUGGAUGGUGCCUAACCAGAAUUUCAAUUCCAAGGUCGUGGGUGCCCCGGAAGUGAAGUCCGGCGACAUGUUCUUCACGGAAAUGGAUCCAUUUGUGGAAUUCGAGUACUCCAAUUCUUAUCAGAACAACAACAAUCACGGCGCGGCAAACGACAGCGUUGUGCCGGUUCAAAACAAACCUGUUACGGCUCCGAUGAUCAAUCACUCGGAGAAUUGCUUCGAUAUUGAUUUUUGCAGGUCGAAGCUUUCUUCUUUUAGCAGCUACCCAAGCCAAAGUGUCUCGUCGUCUUCGCUUGAUGUUGGGGUUGUGCCAGAGUCAGUGUCAGAAAUGUCGUUCUCCUUGGGGCGAAACAUGACCACCAGCUCCGAAUCAGGCGGAAUCGGGUCGGCGGGAAGCAACCAGGCGACCCAGCUGGGCGGGAUGGACCGGGAAGCGAGGGUGUUGAGGUACAGAGAGAAAAGAAAGAACCGGAAGUUCGAGAAAACCAUCCGGUACGCGUCGAGGAAAGCAUACGCGGAGACCCGACCCAGGAUCAAGGGUCGGUUCGCUAAACGGAGCGAAACCGAGUCGGAGGUGGACCGGGUGUACAGCCCCGUUAGCUCGGGGGGACUCAUGAUGGAGGCUCAGUACGGCGUCGUACCGUCGUUUUAAAAUCAGUAAUAAGAAUCCAGGAUGAUGGGGAAUUGUUUUAGUGUGCGGGAAUGUACGAUAAUUACGGUGGGUAUAAGGUGGUGUUGGAACCGUAGAUGUGAUUGACAACGAGCAUGAAGGCGUAACGUAAAUGAAGAAGAAGAAGAUCUGACGGAGGAGAGUGAAAUGGAAAGGAAGGGUAACUUCAGAAAUGAGGUUUUAGAAUCACGUGGGUGUAAUCUUUCUUCACCUUUUUUAUUUUCCUUUUAAGAAAGAGUAGAAGGUUUUCUUCUUUUUCAAAUGUGGUCACGGAUCUCUUUCCGUCUUCUUAUUAGUUCACAGCUAUCUCUUCCUUUUUCUCUCAUAUGUUAUUUAAUUGUUUGAAGUAUUAGAAGACAGUUGGCCCAAAAUUGGUUGGCAGGAAUUUGCAGGAUAUUCCCUUUUAAGUUACAUAUUAUAUGGAUUUGCAUAGUUUAAGGAAAUAAAUUAACGUGGAGCCUGAGUACUGUAA